This is a messenger RNA of Onychostoma macrolepis, 4879 nucleotides long. It is a transcript of the gene nkx2.7, whose product is annotated as NK2 transcription factor related 7. Gene Ontology annotation, cellular component: nucleus. The transcript is spliced from 2 exons. The record is from RefSeq and is a predicted model, not a curated record. Bases 1395 to 2222 code for a protein of 275 amino acids. Gene Ontology annotation, molecular function: DNA-binding transcription factor activity, RNA polymerase II-specific; RNA polymerase II cis-regulatory region sequence-specific DNA binding. NCBI's taxonomy places the organism in Eukaryota, Metazoa, Chordata, Actinopteri, Cypriniformes, Cyprinidae. Gene Ontology annotation, biological process: cell differentiation; regulation of transcription by RNA polymerase II.
ACUGCAGCAAUUAGGAACAUAAAAGGAAUAUUAAGAUUCUAAAGUCAUAUUCAAAAACACUGUUGGCAUAAUAUUAAAUUAAUUAAUAAAUAUUUAACCAAAUAUACUUGCUUGCACGUCUUAUACAACUCGCUAUAGAUAAAUAAGCUGUGCAUAAUUAUUCUCAUUUUCAGUAAUUAAUUAAUAUAUAUUAUAACAAGAAAACUGUGCUCCCAGUGCCGUGAAUGCAUACUACUAAUAUUAAUUUAAAUAAUAUCAUUUUUAGUGUUUGAAAACACUGAUUUUCCAGUGGUUCUCUUUUGUGAUAUUUAGAUUUGAUUUUGGUGAUUGGUUGCAGGUAGCGAAAGUUGUGAAUAUAUUUUAAAUGUUUCCAAUCAUAUCACGGCAAUUAAAUUUCAUAACAGGUCAAUUAGUAACGUUCAAUUUCUAAAAGAAGGCCUUCGAAAAGGAUUAGAAAAAUAUUAGUCCUAGUUAUUAAAUGCAAUUGCUAAAGAGUUAGGCUAUUUCUACCUGAUCUUACUCUUAAAUUUAGGCUUGCUGGUGUAACCUAAUAUAUUUAGGUUGAUUCCGUAAUGUUAAAUAACAUAUUAUUAUUAUUAUUAUUAAUAUUAUUACUGAAUGAAUUAAUUCAUUCAGAUACGUUUUUUUUUUUUUUUUCUUCAGUGAGUGCUAUCAGUGAGUUAACACUCUAAAUACAAUGGCUAACAGUAACAACUUUAAAAUCCAAAAAUAAUGCUGUUUCAGAUCUUUUGGUCAAGUUAAAGUAGGCUACAAGCCAAACCAUUGUAAUACUUCAAUAUUCCACACUUGCACGACGACUCAAUGUUCUCCACCUGAAAUAUUUAUUUCCACUUGAAAUAAUAUUUUUGAUUAAAGCCAGUUAAUGUUACAACCUGAAGAAACUUAUUGUUCAAUUCGCACAUUCACAACUGAUCAUAUAGAGUCAAUCUAAACAAAUCACCGUUAAACAUAGAUGCCAUUUCAAUCACAGCUACUCUGAUUUGGAGGCUUUUAUUAAACAGCCUAACGCUGCUGUGAAAUGCCUGUUGUGAGUUGGGACAGGUGAUGAUGGGAGGCACAGAAUGGGAGGGGUCAGUCUGAGAUAAGGACGCUCUCUAUUAGAUAAGAGCGCUUCUCUCCACACCUUCUCCAGCUUCUAAUAGCAGCGGAAAGAGGAAGAUAGAGGAGACUCUUCAUCUAGUGCUGCUUCCACGAGGAGAUACACAUAUAUAGCCUAUACGUCAAGCAGCUCUCAAGGCGAUACGUUAAGGAGAAUUUACUACAGUUUACCUGAGGACAUCCGUAGGAACCAAGUCAACUGAUGUUGCUUUGAAUUUGACCAGGUGAAACGAAGAACCUUUCUUCUAGCACCCACACCAAUCUGCCGCGCAGCGAUGCUUCCGAGUCCUGUAACCUCAACUCCGUUUUCGGUAAAGGACAUCCUCAAACUGGAGCAGCAACACGCUCUGAACCCCAACGGAUUCGUGGGUGUUGAGCAGGACACUGUCCCGCUGCAGUCGCUUCAGCUUCAGUGCAUGCAGAGCACACUGAGCCGGAGCCUGGAUCUCCUCUACAGCCCCGAGAAACACAGCGUGAUCGCUGGGGAACAGGUGAAAUGCGCCCUCAAUUCAGACGACUUUGACAUCGUUAGAAGCUCCUGCGGAUCUCCAACGGAAGAGGAGAUGGAUCCGAGCGAAGAAACAAGUAUGUGUCCAUUUGACGAUUCCGGAUAUAAUGGUAGAAAAGAGGAAACACCGGGGGAGAAACCAAAGCAGCGGCUGCGCAGGAAACCUCGAGUGCUCUUCUCUCAGACUCAAGUGUUUGAGCUGGAAAGACGCUUCAAGCAGCAGAGAUACCUGUCAGCACCCGAGCGAGACCACCUGGCUCACGUGCUGAAGCUCACCUCAACACAGGUCAAAAUAUGGUUCCAGAACCGGAGGUACAAGUGUAAGAGACAGCGCCAGGAUAAAAGUCUGGAGCUGGCCGGCCCGCGGAGGGUGGCGGUGCCCGUGCUGGUGCGAGACGGCAAACCCUGUCAUGGAGCUCCGUACAAUGUCACUGUGUCAUAUCCCUACAAUAACUAUUACAACAGCUAUGGAAAUAACCCAUACCACUGUAACUUCACUUCUGUACCACCGUUUGCCAACACAAGUCAAAUACCCAACCACUUUGUGGAUAUGAAUUUGACGACGGGAGGUGUUGAUGGGAUCAGAACUUGGUGAGACCAUGGCAUCAGUCCUAAAAGAGAAGAUUUUGGAUUAAGACUAUUUAACCGAAUGGCACUGCUGAGGAAAAUACCUCAGCAUAUCCUAUAAAUUCUUGUCUGAUUUUAUAUAUAUUUUUGUUUUUAUAUCUGUGGUUUACACAACAAACAACACCAAAUAAAGACCAAAUAUUUAAUAACAUUUAGCUUGAAUGAGAUUUUUAUUUUUUAUUUUUUUUAAUUUAUUUAUUUUUUUCCUGUAGGAAAGCUAAAUUAUGCCAAAUAAGGCUUUUAUCGUGAGAUGUGUUGAUUGUUACUGGCGGAUCCCAGACAAAUAACGAUUUAACUUCAAUCAAAAGAAAACAAAAAUACCACUGGUGUCUGCGAGUUAAAAUAUUACAAUCUUUGAUAUAUACUUAGAUCAAUUAAAAUAUAUAUAUAUAAUUUGUUUUACUACUGUAUUUUUCUGUACACUGAACAUAACACUUUGAACAUAAUAAUAUAUAAUACAAACUGUUUGGCAGUAGGCUAUAGGCUAUUUAACCUUAAAAUAAUAAAAUAUUAAGUAAAACAUUAAGUCAUUAACUAAGCUAGGUUUUCAAAUAUAUGUAUUUAUUAAAUUAUUUAUUCAUUCAGGCUAUUAUAUAUAUAUACUAGUCCAACGUAUGUGGACUAAUCUGGAGUAGGAUUUUUUUUUUUUUUUUUUUUUUACAUAAGAAACAAAAAGACAAUUUUAAAAGAAAUGGUCUGUCAGCUCGUUUAGGUUGCAGACUCUUGCAGUUAUAUUAGCAAUCGCACGGUUUACUGUACAAAGUAAAUAUUCGAUCGAUAAGUAUAUGAUUCGAUCCUUAAAUUAGUUUCGUUGAUAUAACCCAGUAUAGCCAGUUGAUUCGGUCAUAUUAAAUAUUUUAGAAUAACAAGAAAAGAAAGAAAGAAAGAAAGAAAGAAAGAAAGAAAGAAAGAAAGAAAGAGAAAGUUUAGAUAUGAAGCGUUUUGGGCCGCUUGAAAAAAAAAAAACUUUGGCCUAAUUAUUGUCUCUUUUUCCAUUUUUCGUUUGUUUUUAGCAAGUUAUAGAAUAAUAAUAAAAAAAUGUUCCUAAUUUAGUGAUUGUUCUGUUUCACAUGUUUCUAGGGCCCAUGGCAUAGCCUACUGUGGCUUUCAGUUUGAGAGUAAUUUGAGAGUAAAAAGGUUUACUUUACGAAUAAAUGCUGUUCAAAGCGAAUUUGUUUUAAGGUUUUAAAUAGCCUAGGUCAAAUCGACUAAACAGAGUGACAAACUUGAAGUUAAGCAAGACGCUGCAAUUCGCUGUAAUAUCGUAAACUAAACAAAUUCAAUUAUCUCCCAAUCUUAACGCUUUCCAAUGAGCUUGUCAUUACACUCACAUUAGCCAAACAGAUAAAACAAUUGAAGCGACGCGAUAAGUCAGAGGACCCAGGAUGCAGCACUGAGAGUAAACAGAACCGCAGACAAGCCGGCACUCUUUCAGUCUCGUCUCCCGAUCUGUCAAGAACACGAUUCAAAUCAAAUCUGACUGCGAGCAAGCUAUAGAUCUGAUAAACCAACCCCAUAAGAGCAUGUUUACAAAUACGCGGCUUCAGUAUUGGAAAAUCGCAUCAUGGAAUUUCGUACAGAAUUUAAUUCUGCUCAUUUAGAUAUAGGUUACACUUUAUAUUAGGUGGCCUUAACUACUAUGUACUUACAUCAAAAAAAAAAAAAAAAAGUACAAUGUACUUAUUGUGUUCAUGUUGUAUUGCAAAACACUUUUGCUGCUAUUGAGGUGGGAUAUGGCUAAGGUUAGAGACAGGUUUGGUAGGUGUAAGGUGUAAGUGAUGGGUCAACAGUGUAAUUAUAAAUGUAAUUACAGAAAUUAAUUACAGAUGUAAGUACAUAUAGGUAUUUUAAAAAAAUAUAAGUACAUGUAUGUAUCAAAUUAUUAAUUUAAAUGUAAGUACAUAGUAGUUAAGGCCACCUAAUAUAAAGUGGGACCGGAUAUUUCCUGAAGGUGUUUCUAAGGGACUGUUUUUAUGGCAUGUUUCACACAACUAUAAGAUACAAUAGCAAUUAUCGUAAAUAUAUAGGCCUAUAUAUUUAUAUUUACGAGUGUGUUUUAUGAGGCAAGGUUUGUGAGAUGUGAAAUGGCUUUCAUUCUUAUCAGAUAUUUCUGAAUACCAUAGUAGAGGGCCUUAAUGAACAAACUAUUAUGAGCAAUCAGAAAUGAUUCUCUGAUGCUGGUGAGGGAGAUAAACUUCAGUCCUAUCUUAAUGGGCAAUUUAUUUCCUGUUUAAGACUGUGUUGGAUAUAACCAAGGCAGAGAUGGAAAACUCUCUCAAGAGUCUCGUCAGCACUGAGUUCAGAUAAGGGAAGAGUAUGUGGCUCGGAGCAGUAUUUAGCAGAUUGAUAUACGUAGCUAAGAGCAGUAUUUAGCAGCAGACAGACAGAGUGGAGACUACGGCCACUUCAAGAGAUCAGAUAAGUUGUGUGUGUGUGUGUGUGUGUGUGUGUGUGGGUGCUUGUCAGGGUCUCUGUGUUUAUAUACAAAUGUAUUGAACAUUUAUAUGAGAUUGUGUGAGGCUACAAGCAUACAUGCAAAUGAAUGAGAGGUAAAUGUGUUGUGUCGUAAGUAUUGUCCACUGCGUUACAGGAAGAGCUCUGAUCAGAGACUUACUCAGUGACAGA